AUGCGAUGUGGUGGCGGCGACAGGUUUGGGGGAGGCCGGUGGCUGGUGACACAAUGUGGCGGCGGCGACGAAAUGCUUGGGGUAGGCGGGUGGCCGGUGACGCAGUGUGGUGGUGGUGGCGGUUGGCUUGUGGGAGGUGACAACGACAGUGCCUCGCACGAGAGGCACGAGGAGAAGAAGGACCCGGAGCACGUAGGGAGGCACAAGGUGGAGGAGGCGGUGGCGGCGGCCGCCGACCUGUACGCGUUCCACGAGCAACACGAGAAGGAGGAGGCCAAGGAGCACAAGAAGUGCCAUCACCUCGUCUGA
Phragmites australis (common reed) is the source of this 309-nucleotide messenger RNA. RefSeq lists its product as uncharacterized. The record is from RefSeq and is a predicted model, not a curated record. Bases 1 to 309 code for a protein of 102 amino acids. Lineage: Eukaryota; Viridiplantae; Streptophyta; Magnoliopsida; Poales; Poaceae. The transcript has 2 exons.